Molecule: messenger RNA, 2154 nt
Organism: Babesia bigemina
Lineage: Eukaryota; Apicomplexa; Aconoidasida; Piroplasmida; Babesiidae
Product: glucosamine--fructose-6-phosphateaminotransferase, putative
Exons: 1
Coding region: 1-2154 (717 amino acids)
Biological process (GO): fructose 6-phosphate metabolic process; protein N-linked glycosylation; UDP-N-acetylglucosamine metabolic process
Molecular function (GO): carbohydrate derivative binding; L-glutamine:D-fructose-6-phosphate transaminase (isomerizing) activity
Source: RefSeq, a predicted model, not a curated record
AUGCUGUUUGUAAGCGGGCUCACGCUCUUCUUCGACCGCAGCGGCGAGCGGAGGCCGCCCAGCAGGACAAGACGCCUGGCAACUGGGAUAUGGAAUCGUUUCACCAUUCCCUCGUUUUUCGGGCGCAAGGCAUCCUGCUGCGGUGUUGUCGCCUACGUGGGCUCUGAAGACUGCCGCGACGUCCUCCUGGAUGACAUCCAGUCCAUCAAGCACCGCGGAUACGACUCCUGCGGCAUUGGCACUUUGAACUUGGACGGCUCUAUUGAGGUAACGAGAUGCAGCAGCUACAAGGCGCCUGCGAACUGCUUCGAGCGCCUCCGAGACCGCAUCGGCGACCGCCACCUCGGCAGCAAGAUCGGCAUCGCGCACACGCGGUGGGCCACCAUGGGACCGCCCACCGACGAAAACGCCCACCCGCACUGUGACGCCAUGCGUCGGGUGGCGCUGGUACACAACGGCACCGUUACCAACACGGUCGACUUGUUCAACGAGACCUGUGCGAUGCUACGCGAGCGCGGGCUGCUUUUGGAGCGCCUUUACGGCAGCGAGCCCAGGUGCUCCGAUUCCGACAGCGCGGCGAUCGCCAACAUCAUUGGCCUCCACCUGGACCUCGGCUACGACGCCUUCUCGGCGAUGAAAACCGUGGUCUCACGCCUGGAGGGCUCCUGGGCCAUAUGCCUCAUAAGCGCCAACAACCCGCACGCGCUGUACGUCGCUCGCUCGGGGUGCCCGCUGCUAGUCACGAAGAACGACAACACGAAGUCGGUGCAUGUAGCGAGCGAGACGGUGGCGUUCAUGAACCAUGCCGACCAGUUUGUCGUGCUCGAAGACGGCGACAUCAUGGAGCUGAACUACAACACCGUCGUUGAGUUGUUCCGCACGCGAAAAGUGUGCAACAUAACGAGGCUGCAGGUGCGCAGCACGCCGGAGCCCCAUGAGUUCUGGAUCCAGAAAGAGGUCGCCGAGCAGCCGCUCGUGGCGCGCGUGGCUCUGCAGCACUUCAAGCUGGUGCGCGCCUCCCGCGAGCUGCGGGCGAUUAAGCAGGCCCUCGAGGGCGUGGUCGAUGUCACCUUCGACAGCGAUGACCACCUGGUCGACCGCGACCUGGAGCUCGUGUCGGCCCUGGACCCGCGCAACGUGCGCUUCGAGAUCCCGGUCCACGGCGACGCCUCGCUGCUCAAGAAGAUAGAGGCGCGACGCAAGAUCAACAUCGUCGCAGCCGGCAGUUCUCUUCAUGCGGCGCGUUACGUGGCGACGAUCUUCCAGGCCCGCAGGAUAUUCGCUCUCAUCGAGACCGAUGACCCCACGGAGAUGACGCCGUACCGCUACACCCACCCCGACUCGACCGUCAUCUUCGUCUCGCAGAGUGGCGAGACGUUGGACACCGUGAAGGCGUGCGACAUGCUGGCUGCGAGCAACCCCAGCGCUGUGAAGAUCGCCCUGCUGAACAACCUGAACACGCUGCUCGACCGCUCGUGCGAGCUGACGAUGAUGAUCAACAUCGGGCGCGAGGUGUCGCUCGCGUCGACCAAGACCUUCAGCGUCCAGAUAAUGCUGCUCAUGGUGCUGCUGGGCUACAUUCUGCAGGCGCAGGACACCGAAGGCCGCCAAGCGGAUUUCCUCGCGCAGCUCAAGGCGUCGAUCAUAGGCUUCGGCCCGGGCCUGAAAAAGAUGCUCGCCACCGCGCCGCAGUGCGAGCGCAUCGCUCGCAGGCUGGUCGACGUGGGGUCGCUCUACGUGACCGGCAACGCGGAGGCCUACGCCAUUGCCAGCGAAGCCGCGCUAAAGUUCAAGGAGGUGACCUACAUUCACGCUGAAGGGAUACCCUCGGGGGCGAUGAAGCACGGCACCUUGGCGUCGAUUGACUCCAAAACGCGCACCCCGGUCGUUUGCAUCAUCACGCCCGACGAGCCCGAGGCGGCGGUGAACGCUGCCAAGCAGCUGAAGGCCCGGAACGCGUACAUCAUCCUGUUGGCAGCGAACCCCGCUCUGGCCGACAUUGCGGACGAGUUCAUCCAGCUGCCUGACUGCGGCAUGCUAACUGCCGCCUGUGCGAUUGUGCCAGUCCAGAUGAUCGCUUACAACAUCACCAUCAUGAAAAAGCGGAAUCCCGACACCCCACGCGGACUGGCUAAGACUGUUACCGUGAGCUGA